Chilo suppressalis (striped riceborer) is the source of this 4203-nucleotide messenger RNA. Lineage: Eukaryota; Metazoa; Arthropoda; Insecta; Lepidoptera; Crambidae. The record is from the annotation of a GenBank genome assembly.
ACAACCUAACCAAACCAAGCUUGAGAUUUUAUUUUAGUGCGCAUGCUAUUGUAUUGUAUCUUUACUUACUUCUUAAUCGUUAAUUUAACAAUUUUUCGUCUAAUAUUAAAGAUUACAGUAUUCCUUUACCUGGUAAACUAACUCUACCCUAAUUAUGGGUUCGAAAAAGCACAAGAAAGAAUCUAAAAAGAAGAAGCAUAGGAGUAGGUCUCGUUCUCCUUUGGACGGCGAAGAACGCGAAAGGAAAAGACAUAAGAAACACAAGGAUCGCAAAAAGGAACGCUCUCCUGAUGUGGAGGAGGUGCCGGUGGACUCUCACCUGGUGAGGCCCCGCAGCCGCAGCAGUAGCGCCAGUCUCGAGCGCGAGCGGGAGCGGGAGCGAGAGCGGGAGAGGGAGCGGCGCAACAGGGACGCGCACAAGGCACAACGCGAUGACAGAGACAAGAGUAUGGAAGUGGAGCGGGCCGCGUCCCCGGUGGAGGUGGGGGGAGGGGCGGCGCCCGAGAGCCUCUCCGUCGAGGAGACCAACCGACUGCGCGCCAAGCUCGGCCUCAAGCCGCUAGAGGUCGCUGAGAAACCGGCCGAUGAUGGGAAAAUCAAAGAUGACUUGGGCGAGUUCUAUCACAAGCCCGCCAGCAACAUCACGCAGCAGAAGAAAACUGAGAAGCUGCGGGAGAAACUCGAGGAGCGCAAGGAGAAGAGGAAGUUGGAACAGAAGUUAAAAACGACAUUACUAGCUGAAGGGUCUGAUGACGAAGACGCUCUGGCCUGGGUCAAGAAAUCACGUGAGCUGGACAAACAGAAACAAGAGGCUGCCAAAAGGGCGGCGAUGCUGGACGAAUUGGACGCAGAGUUCGGCGUAUCAGCGCUCAUAGAGGAGGAGCAAGACUCGCAGCGACCUCUCUACACGCCCGCAUCACUGCGGGGACUGAAGGUUGCUCACCAACUGGACGCGUUGGGCGAGGAGCGCGAGGUAGUCCUCACGCUGGCAGAUCAAGAUGUACUCGCCGAACGACCAGAAGACGUGCUCGUCAACGUCAACCUCGUCGACGACGAGAAAUACAGGAAGAACAUAGAAGAAAAGAAAAAGGCCCGUGCUGGCUACCAAGCGUACGAUGACGAGGCGGAGCUGGAAGCCAGCGCCCUAGGGUUCCGCAAGCCCGUGCUGGCCAAGUACGACGAGGAAAUCAACAAGAACAAACCGGACCAUUCACGUGGGUUCACUAUAGGGGAACACCAUCUUAUGGACCGCAAGCCUUGUAUACGGGAACAGAUGGGCAUGUUCGGCAUGGGGCCGGAUGUGGGCAGGCGCCUGGAGUCCCUGCAGACGGCGGCGCUGCAGCCCGCCGCCGACUAUAUGGACGAACGGGAGGUCGCCGCCAAGUUUAAGAAGACCAAGCGAAAGGGCAAGAUCCGCAAGAAGCCGAAAUCGGAGCCUAUCGACGUGGAGGAACACGAGGCGGGAACUGCACCGCUAGACACAGACGACACCGACGUCAAGCCGGGUGUCGUAGAACUAGCGGUGGAUUCGGACGAGGCGGAGCCCGACGUGGAGCUGCAGACUGCGCUGGCCCGCGCCCGGCGACUGCGGCAGGCCGCCAAUGCAGCGCCCGCGCUACCCAAGGUGGAGGAAGUUCUUCAAGCUGUGAAGGAGGAACCACUGGAGUCUGUGAACGAAGGCGGAAUGUUACUCGACGCCACCGCCGAGUUCUGCCGCACUCUUGCCGAGCCCAGCACUCGGCAUCAACCGCACGAGACUGAGCCGGAGGAGAUGGAGCUGGAGCCUGCACUGGAGGCCGAGGGAGGCGCGUGGAGUCGCGUCGACACGCGCGCCGAUACAGCGCCCGAUCUCGCCGCCGGGCGCGGAGGGGGGCCAGGCGCAGGGGGUGGGGGUGGUCUGGAGGCAGAGCCGGCGCUAGGGGCGGGCGUGGCCGGCGCACUCAGGCUCGCGCUCAGCAAGGGGUACCUGGAGCGCGCCGCCCCGCCGCCCGCCCGGCACCGGGCCCCGCCCGCCCUGCACGCCGCGCACUACUCCAUCGACGACAAGGCGGCGCCCGAGGACGAUAAGUACAGUCGUCGCGAGCGCGGGCACCACUCGCACUCGGGUCCGUUGCAGGAGUUCCGCGAGAAGUCGUCGUUCAGGCCUAACAUCAAGCUGGAGUACGUGGACGACGACGGGAGGCCCCUGUGCCCCAAGGAGGCCUUCCGCUACCUGUCGCACAAGUUCCACGGCAAGGGGCCCGGCAAGAACAAGCAGGAGAAAAGGAUCAAAAAGGCCGUCCAGGAGGGGCUGAUGAAGAAGAUGAGUUCGACGGACACUCCCCUCAACACGCUGCAGAUGUUGCAGGAGAAGCAGCGAGAGACCCAGUCCGCCUACAUCGUGCUCAGCGGCGCCAAGCGAGACAACAACAACUAACCAACCAACGCGAGACAACAACAACUGACCAACCAACGCGAGACAACAACAACUGACCAACCAACGCGAGACAACAACAACUGACCAACCAACGCGAGACAACAACUGACCAACCAACGCGAGACAACAACUGACCAACCAACGCGAGACAACAACUGACCAACCAACGCGAGACAACAUCAACUAACCAAUCAACGCUAUACAACAACAACUGACCAACCAACGCUAUACAACAACAACUGACCAACCAACGCGAGACAACAACAACUAACCAAUCAACGCGAGACAACAACUAACCAAUCAACGCGAGACAACAUCAACUAACCAAUCAACGCUAGACAACAACAACUGACCAAUCACCGCGAGACAGCAACAACUAGCCAAACAACGCGAUACAACAACAACUAACCAAACAACGCGAGACAACAACAACUGACCAACCAACGCGAGACAACAUCAACUAACCAAUCAACGCUAGACAACAUCAACUAACCAAUCACCGCGAGGCAGCAACAACUAGCCAAACAACGCGAUACAACAACAACUGACCAACCAACGCGAGACAACAACAACUGACCAACCAACGCGAUACAACAACAACUGACCAACCAACGCGAGACAACAACAACUGACCAAUCAACGCGAGACAACAACAACUGACCAAUCAACGCGAGACAACAACAACUGACCAAUCAACGUGAGACAACAACAACUAACCAAUCACCGCGAGACAACAACAACUGACCAAUCAACGUGAGACAACAACAACUGACCAACCAACGCGAGACACGGUCCGCCUACAUUGAGCUCAGCGGCACCAAGCGAAACAACAAUAAAUUACCAACCAACUAGUUUACAACCUGAACUUCUGUUCAAUAUGACAACAUAACACCUUUUUGUAAUGUCGGUAACACAGCAAGCACCGGUCACAGCUUAAAAUAGUCAGCCGUAGAGACAAAAGGACAUUCUCAAUCCUGCUUUAAAGAUGUGAUGCAAAUUUCUAUAAGUUUUCAUGAUUUGUAUAUUUUUAUCAAUGAUGAAGUAUUGGUAGGAUGCCGGUCUUCCGAUGCGCAAGAAUCCUUAAUAAUCGUAUUUCUUUCUCACGAAUGCAUUUGAUCUAAUUGGCUCACGUUCAUAGAAAACAUCGCACCUUUAGAAUUACAACGACGCAAGUGCAAAAUAACGUUAAAAUAAGUUAAGUAUAAAAAACGUUGUUAAAAGUGACAAACUAUCGUAAGGAACAUUGACUCUUAUGUAAUUCCAAUAAAUGCCGCUAGAUGGAAGUAGCUUCAACGUCAAAUUGAGCAAGAUGCGAAAGCAACAACGCCUGAUUGGUCAGUUUUUUAUACUUAACUUAUUUUUAGGGGCAAUUCAUUGAAUACUACUAACAAAAAUGUUUUUAAUAUUCUUUUGGUUGUGUAGGCCGCUGCUGCUACAUUGGAAACUGUAGAGUGGAAAACAUUGGAACUAAUUUUAGAUGUAUAUUUUCGGGAUACACUUCUUAUAUGAAAAUAUGUAAUAAAUGACAAGGUUAGACAAAUGAUUGUUUUAUUUAUUCCAUUCUGACGUACACAGAUCUAUUUCAUUAUCAAUACAUAAUCGAAAUUGCGUCUAUUUCGAAUAAAAAUGACAAUUACAUUUAAAUAUUCUUUUCUAGACACGUUAAGCCGUUGGUCCCGGCUGUAUCUGCAGUCGUUAGCACCCGCCAAUCGCACUGGGCCCGCGUGGUGGGUCAUGGCCCUAUCUCCCUAUUCCAUCCAUAGGGAAGGCCUGUGCCCCCAGCAGUG